This is a messenger RNA of Drosophila persimilis, 480 nucleotides long. It is a transcript of the gene Pig1, whose product is annotated as pre-intermoult gene 1 protein. The record is from RefSeq and is a predicted model, not a curated record. The coding region runs from base 1 to 480 and encodes 159 amino acids. NCBI's taxonomy places the organism in Eukaryota, Metazoa, Arthropoda, Insecta, Diptera, Drosophilidae. The transcript has a single exon.
AUGAAGUACGACAAGCGAUUUCUGCUGCUAGCCCUCCUCUGCCUGGGCAUGUGCUUGGCCCUGGUGGUCGGCCAGGAGCUGGACGAUAUUUCCGAGGGCGAAGAGGACAGUGGCUCCUCCACCGAUGUGGGUGGUGCCGAUCAGUCGGGUGGAGACAACGGCACAGAUGUGACAGACGAUGGUGGCAGCAGCUCCGAUGUGGACGAUGGCUCUGCGGAUGGGGAAGACUAUUCGGAGGCAGCUCCUCCACCGCCACCACCACCGCCGCCCAAGAAGAAGAACAACAACAGGAAGAAGGCUGGCAACAGACGCGGCAACAGCAACAAAGCCAACAACAAGAAGACCGCUGCCCGGAAGCGCAACAACAGCAGCGCCAGGAAGACCAACAACAACAACAGAAGGAGUGCUGCUCGUGCCACCAGCAACAACAAUAGGAUCAAACGUCGCGCCAACAACAACGCCAGAAGAACCCGGGGUUAG